GAUGCUUUCCAGCAAGAGUUGCUGUAGAUUCAAGUUCAUAAGCAUUGAGUAUCAUUUCUGUCCUUUGCCUCAAGCUCCAGUCACACUCAGAAACGAUGGGGUCCAACCUACCAUAUGCUGCUGAUGCGGAAAGUCCGUUGAAGCCAGCGGAACUCCAGGUCCUCCGGGCGCAAUACUUGAAGGAGGGUGAUUAUGUUGGAGUCCAGACCAAAUUCAAUUAUGCAUGGGGCCUCAUCAAAUCCAACGCCCGAUCAGAGCAGCAAGAAGGCGUGCGACUGUUGUCGGACAUCUUCCGAAGCGCCCCCGAGCGACGACGAGAAUGUCUGUACUACCUAGCUCUUGGCAAUUACAAGCUAGGAAACUAUGGAGAAGCCCGUCGAUACAACGAGCUCCUUCUUGACCACGAGCCCGCCAAUAUGCAGGCAGCAAGUUUAAGGACGUUGAUAGACGACAAGGUUGCGAAGGAGGGCAUGGUUGGAUUUGCGAUUGUUGGUGGUCUAGCCCUUGCGGCAGGUAUCGUGGGCGGUCUUAUGUUCAAGGGAUCGCAGAGGCACUAAGGCGAAGAAGGCCAUCGUUGUGAUCUCUUGCUUUAUUCUCCGAGGCUUGACACUACCGGCUUUUUUGCUGGUUGAUAUGCUGUUGCGUAUAUAUAAGCGUUUUUGGCUUGUUGCAACUGCCUUUGUCGCAUUUCUAUGGCGUUUUCAUGUUUUCUCUUUGAUCCAGCUUGUGGCAGCACAGAUGAUGAUUUCCAUAUUGUUACCAGAGUCUAUUUUUAAUGCUAGGAUGAGUUCCAAUGAGAUGCCUUUUUAUCUGUGUACACUUGUUUGCUAGGGAGUGAAUAAGCAAGAGUUC
This is a messenger RNA of Monascus purpureus, 852 nucleotides long. Lineage: Eukaryota; Fungi; Ascomycota; Eurotiomycetes; Eurotiales; Aspergillaceae. The record is from the annotation of a GenBank genome assembly.